CCUUCGCUCGUGUCUUUCCACCAUUCCACCGCCGCAUUUCCAGCCUGUCAGCCUGGUCAUCCCGCGUUCACCACAUCUGCACCCUGUCUCGUGUUGAGGCACUCGAUCAUGCACUCCGCUAUACACACCUCCUCCGACUAAUGCCACAGAUCGAUUUAGCCUGAUCCUCUCCCCAUGUCGCUUCUCUCCAGAAUAACUGCGACUUGACCUGACCACACCUGGCCACACCAGACCACACCUGGUCGGCCCAGAAUCCCUCCUGGCCAGAAGAAAUCAUUCCCCUCCACAACGUACCAUUGACCACCGCCCUGGUGCCACUCCUGUUCCUCGACAGGUUCCAUCCACCUACACCAGCGUCCGCGUCCUAGCAUCUCGCCACUCUGCCACAGGCCAUGAACAGCAGCAGAAGAAGCAAUCCAUCUUCCUCCAUCUCAGCUCCCUUGGCCCACGAGGUCACCUGAACCUGCACAUCCUGCACGCCCCGGUACCUGCAUCCAAACUCGAGGCCAUUCUCCCAUCCCGCAGUCCCGCAAUCUUCUCCCUCACCCCCAUCUUCCUCCCAUCUCGCCUGAGUACUCAUUCUCACCUUGUCUAUUGACUCGUCAAGCCUUGUCCAUACACAUCCAUCUCACCCUCCGCCAACCUCGACCGCUACCAGCGCCCGACUAGUUCCUGACUACCACCUGCCUCGAUAUCGACCAUCUUCUUACACACCACCGCCGCAGCCUGUCCCUCGAACUUGCUGAUUGUCCGCUGUUCUAGACUUGUUACAGAGACACGUGCAUGCGAGUUGGUCUUGCACUGCUUUCACUCCUCCGCCGCAUGUCCAUUCCCUCUACUAGUUAAUGAUGGUGAUUGCUCAACGAUACCUACCAUUCCUCGGCCCUCUGUCCUUGGCUGUGUAAGCUGUUAGCCUUACUCAGAUCCCCUCUCGAGUUUGCCAUGGCCGAAACUCAAGUCAUCUCCAAAGCCGAGGACGACCUCGCCAUACAACAUGACAACGACAAUGACUCCGCCAACGAGGGCCCUCCCGGCCUCGACGACGCCGAACCACAAUCCGGAGAGCCUGCAAAGAAACGUAGACGAGUUGUCAAGCCAAAUCCGGACAAGAAAUUUGAAUGCAAACAUGAAGGCUGCGGCAAGAGUUAUUCUCGCGCUGAGCAUUUGUAUCGCCAUCAGUUGAACCACACCCCAAAGACCAUCUAUCGAUGUGACUACCCCGACUGCCAUAGGUACUUCGUCCGACAAGACCUGUGCAUCCGACAUCGAGAGCGACACACCACCCAUGGCUCUCAAUUGCAUAAGCGUGACACUUUCGCGCAGUCAAGUUCUUCUCAACAACCGCCCGCUGCCCCUGCUUCACGAAUGCCCGUCGCUCAAGCCACCAACUACGCAAUGCCUGCGCCUACUUUAAAGAGUCCAUCUUACGACGAUCAACCCCAACUUGGCAAUAUCAAUCCUUCCUACCCUCCCGAUGCGCAACAUGGUCAACACAUGCAAAUGUCUAGCAACACUGUCUCACCUUCGACCGCCUCGACCGAGCCCAGAUAUCAUCCUCAGACUCCGCAAACCAACAUGGGUGCCCCGGAGCCCAGCAUACAUCGAACAGGAAGCAACAGCAGCAGUGGACCCAGCCCGCUCCAGAAACAAGAGCCUUCCUCGUGGCAGUCAAGCCUCCGCAGACAGAGUUUUCAUGGAGAAGUCGGAUCCCACAACACGUCAUUUCCACCACCGGGCACAACACAUCGGCAUUCCUCCCCUAGCGUCCCGCAAUCCCCCGUCCAGCAGUAUUCCAGCUCUACUGUCAACCCUGGCCUCGGAGGACGUUCUCAUUCUGAUAGUGUUGUUACAAGGUCAAACGCCACGUUGAAUGGUUAUGGUCAAUCUGCCGACAUGAAUACUCUGCCCUACAGCGCCACGAGCUAUCAGAACGCCAAUGCCUCACGACCAAACGACGCAGCAUUCGUGGCCGCUGUAUCCCACGGCCUUGCGACUAGUGAUGGUUAUCCUUACCCCAUCAUGAACAAUCACAUUUCUGCCAUUGAUAUGAACACCAGCUAUGGCUUUCCUGUCUUUGGAAGCGAUGACUACACCCAAACCCCGUUCAACGUCGCCGAAGACUUCACCCAUUGGCUCUUCAACGACAAUAACUCGGGAUCAAAUGGCUUUUCUCCCCCCAACUACUUUCUUGGACAAGGUGGGCACGACGGUCAGCUAGUUACGCCAUAUUUCGCACAGAGCCCAACCCUACCGAAUUCACACCACAACAUGAGCAACCUUUCAAACACCAAUUACAAUCCGAAUCAACCUGUUCAUCCCAUGAGUGUGAAUAGCCUACUCGGGGCCACCGCAACAAGUCAGUAUAUCAUGUCAGAGGCCAAACGACAGGAGCUUCUUGACCUGAUGCAAACUCAAUUUAUCGAGAGACCCCACGACGCCGUCAAGAAGAGAAAGGAUUCCGUUUUUGAGGGCGAUAUCGAUUCUGAAGGCCAUAUAUUAAGUCUAAGAAUGAUGCACACAUAUAUCGGCUCGUAUUGGUACCACCAGCAUGCGCAAUUGCCAAUAUUACACAAGCCCACUUUCUCGGCCGAUCGAACCCCCAAUCUAUUGCUUCUCGCCGUCGUCGCCAUCGGGGCCGCCACGUUAGACAAGGCUUACGGAACCUCUUUGACCGAUUCUGCUGCCGAAUUCGCAAACUUUGUUGCUUGGCACAUCCGCUGGGAGAUCAUUAGAGAUGCAGAUUUCCGACCCCCGGCUAAGCUGUGGGUUUUCCAAACACUCCUUCUGAUAGAAACCUACGAGAAGAUGUAUGCCACUAGAGCAUUACACGAACGGGCUCAUAUCCAUCACGACUCGACGUUGACUCUUAUGAGGCGAGGAAGCUCUCUCCUCGGUCGCUCUGCUUCGGAUUCACCGCCCAGCUUGCGCGGGGAACAGGAUAGUGGCAGGUUAUCUGGUCCAUUUGCAACUUCCGAAUCAUCAAGAUCCGAGGAAUCGUGGCACAGAUGGAUCGUGACCGAAGCCACCCGGCGUGCGGCUUUUGGUGCCUUUGUGAUAGAUUCGACGCAUGCCACGAUGUUCGGACAUGCCGCAAAAAUGGUGGCUCAUGAAAUGAGACUCCCUCUUCCUUGUGAUGAAGGCCUGUGGUCGGCUGUGUCUCCUUCUGAGGCGGGUCGUGUACAGUCAUCCUUGCAGACCAAUGGAGUCAAGCCUACCAUGUUCCUGGAAGGGUUGAAGAAAACCUUGAACGGUCAAAGGGUACGGACCAAUUCUUUUGGCCGUACUAUCAUCAUGGCAGGACUACUGUCUGUAUCUUGGCACAUGACUCAGCGAGAUCUUCAAAUCUCUUCCCUGGGGCCACGAACUGCCAACUCGUUUGGCGGACCAGACAAGUGGAAGGGGGUACUUCUGAGGGCUUUCGACAAUUGGAAACGAGAUUUUGACGAGGCUCUCGCCGAAGCCGCUCCCGCGCCGAAUUCGCCAGUCCCAGCCCCGGCGGUUACACUGCACGGCAUGCUACGUCCGGUAGAUGAUGAGAACAUCUUCGAGUCGAGGACUGUACUGCACCAUCUUGCCCAUAUCGCCGCGCAUGUGGAUGUGGUCGAUUGUCAGGUGUUUGCUGGUGCAAAUCGACUGCUCGGAAGGUCCAUCACUCCCAAGGACUACAGCGUCGUCCGCGAAAAAAUUGAGCGCUGGGCGACCAAGGCAUCGGCCCGUGAUGCGGCCUUCUACGCUCUCAAAUUUAUUGCCCAGGUUCUAGUACCACCGGAUGAAGCAAUCGAUGGCAUCAGCAGUCGACUUUACGGACAUGCAAGUCCGAUUCUUCCACAAGCCUUUGAGCAGAAUCAGUACUUUGCUCGAGAUGACUUUCUUCUCAACCGUCCUUGGGUGUUGUAUAUUUCGGCGCUGGUGGUGUGGUGUUACGGCUUUGCUCUGGAAGGCCCUAUCCAACCCACACCCCUAGAGUCGGACUUUGAGACAUACGCUCAAAAGGAAAAGGAUAUGCGAGAUUAUCUGACUCGGGUCGGGGGCGUCCGAGCCCCCGACGACCUUGUUAGCGUCAAAGGACGGAAUCGAUGCCUCGGGCUACUCAUGAUAUUGAAAGAGUCCUUUGAGAGCACCAGAUGGGAGCUUACUCAUGAAGCUGCGGGGUUACUAGGUAAUGCGUGCAUGAAGCUUCAUGGCCUUGAAGGCGACAGAAUUGUUGGUCCCGGCUCCCAUGGUGCUCGAGAUGAGUUCCCGAACCGAAAUGCCAAUGGACAUGCACAUGGCCCUCCUCGAGCGACCUACGCUCAAGAGCGACACCGAGGUGUGGUCCCUCUAAAUGGUCCACCCACAGACUACAAGCACAAUAGUGCUUGAGCAAAUCUACCCUUGGAGCCAGGAGCAUUAAAGUGGCCUUGUUCAAUGGAUUGACACUCUGAUCCCGCAUUAGGCAACCUUACGAGUUCCAAACUUCUCCUCACCUGCAUAUUUGCUUCCAACUACAUCUGGACACGUUGGACAUAUAUAUUUAUCGGGAUUGUGAUGACGAGAUGCCACCACCUGGAGAUCCAGUGUUUUGGACUACAGCAUUUGGAGAUCAUGACCGACUUCAAGCACGAAAUAUGGUUGGGGUUAAUCAAAUGUGCGAUCAUCAUCAUCAUCAACAACAUCAGCAACAUCAUCAUCAUCAUCGGAUCAUUCGCUUGUUGGGAUUUAUUUUGACAUUUAAUGCGCGUUCAAGCAGGCGGCUAACUGAUACCCAAUUUUGUCUUGUCAUUGUUGGUUUUUGUUGAUUUGUUUCUUUUCUGGCAUUCAUGUAAAUAAGUCAUGGUCGGAUCAAUUUGUUUGCGAGCCAGCGCUGAUGAGCCAUGGCAUGCAUGCAAGCAUACAUGGGAAAUCGAAGAUGUUGAUUGAGAAACACGAAAUGGCGACGCAACAUUCUUCAAAUUCCACUCGCCACGGGUCACUCGACUUCGACUACUCGACGUCCGUCCGGCCGACACAAAGCCUCACUCUCACACACUCAUAUGCUCACUCACGAUUGACGAUCAUCAUCAGCCUCAAUUGCCUGGUCUUGCCGACAAGUCAAGGAGAGACAUGACAUGGGACCGACCUACUUCCCUACCUUCAGACCGGAUGAAAAUCAACCGGACGUAUGUCGUCUCACAUCACUUCUCACGUCUUACGUCUUACGGCUGCAGUACACAUCAUCGUUGUUCUCCACUGGUCUCUCUCUUCCUCUCUCUGUCUCCCUGAACGCACGCCCCUCGGCAUCCCACUUACUUGCAAUGCAUAUGCAACCAGGCAACCACCCCCUUAAUCUUCGCUUAUUAAUGCAUGUUGUUUUAUAUAGACCACAUAAGCUUUAUGAAGAUCAAUGCUAUGACUGACGAUUGCCAUCCGUCCAUAAAAAUAACUUGCAUGGAUCCUUCCCUAUGGGUAAGGGAAAGAGAUACGUAUCGUUCAAAUAUCAAAGUUAUUAAAAG
Messenger RNA from Exophiala mesophila, 5471 nucleotides. RefSeq lists its product as uncharacterized. NCBI's taxonomy places the organism in Eukaryota, Fungi, Ascomycota, Eurotiomycetes, Chaetothyriales, Herpotrichiellaceae. The record is from RefSeq and is a predicted model, not a curated record. Gene Ontology annotation, biological process: DNA-templated transcription; regulation of transcription by RNA polymerase II. Gene Ontology annotation, molecular function: DNA-binding transcription factor activity, RNA polymerase II-specific; RNA polymerase II cis-regulatory region sequence-specific DNA binding; zinc ion binding. The transcript has 2 exons. Bases 943 to 4362 code for a protein of 1139 amino acids. Gene Ontology annotation, cellular component: chromatin.